This is a messenger RNA of Eptesicus fuscus (big brown bat), 523 nucleotides long. Its product is annotated as protein S100-A7-like. Gene Ontology annotation, molecular function: transition metal ion binding; calcium ion binding. NCBI's taxonomy places the organism in Eukaryota, Metazoa, Chordata, Mammalia, Chiroptera, Vespertilionidae. The transcript is spliced from 2 exons. Gene Ontology annotation, cellular component: cytoplasm. Bases 116 to 421 code for a protein of 101 amino acids. The record is from RefSeq and is a predicted model, not a curated record.
CAGGUUUACAGCCCUUUGAAGGCAGAGAAAGACUCUUCCCUAAACUUUCAAUAUUCUGGUCCAUCUGAAUAGAUGCACAUGACACUUUCUCAGCUCUGCUUCCUUGAACACCAAGAUGAGCUACACUCACCCUGAGAAGUACGUGAUGAGCAUGGUCGACCUGUUCCACAAACACAGCAAACCGGACGACAUGAUUGACGAGCCGGGCCUGCUGAUGUUGCUGAAGGAGAAUUUCCCUAACUUUGUCAAGGCCUGUGAGAGAAGGGGCAAAAAUUACUUGUCCCAUGUCUUUGAGGAAAAGGAUCAGAAUAAGGAUAAGAAGAUCCAGUUUUCGGAGUUUCUGUGCUUGGUGGGGGACAUAGCCAUGGACUACCACAGGCAGAGCCACGGAGCCCUGCCCUGUUCGGGGGGAAGACAGUGAGCGUGCCCAGCCCCAGGCCGCCAGAAACCACAAGAAAUAAUAAAGUGUCCCUUUUGUCCAGAAAAAAAAAGAGAAAGAAAUAAAGAAAUAACCUUACAAUCA